Molecule: messenger RNA, 1488 nt
Organism: Chaetomium strumarium
Lineage: Eukaryota; Fungi; Ascomycota; Sordariomycetes; Sordariales; Chaetomiaceae
Exons: 1
Coding region: 153-1244 (363 amino acids)
Biological process (GO): L-tyrosine biosynthetic process
Molecular function (GO): prephenate dehydrogenase (NADP+) activity; NAD+ binding; prephenate dehydrogenase (NAD+) activity
Source: RefSeq, a predicted model, not a curated record
AACAAUAUACAGAUUCUCCGCAACGGUCACCUCGUAUCCCGCGCCAGCAACUACAUCAUCUACAGUGUGGAAGCCGCGGCGAUAGGUCGUGUUGUUGCCCAGUAUGGACCAUGUGUGUGCCGUCUCGAUAUAUGCUAGAUCGUUGUUGAGCCAUGUCCAUGACCAGAAUUCUUACCAUUGCAAACCAUUCUCCAGCGACCCGCCUCGGCGCCAUUGUAGGCGGCCAGACGUCAUGUAAAGACCCCGAGAUCAAGGCAUUCGAAGAACACCUCCCCAGCGACGUCGACGUCGUCUCGUGCCACUCCCUCCACGGGCCCAACGUCGACCCGCGCGGCCAGCCGCUGGUGCUCAUCAAGCACCGGGCCUCGGACGAGUCCUUCGCCAAGGUGGAAGCCGUGCUCGGCUGCCUCGGGUCCAAGCACGUCUACCUCACGGCCGAGGAGCACGACCGCAUCACGGCCGACACGCAGGCCGUCACGCACGCGGCCUUCCUCUCGAUGGGCAAGGCGUGGCACGCGACCAAGCAGUUCCCGUGGGAGGGCACGCGGUACGUGGGCGGCAUCGAGAAUGUCAAGAUCAACCUGAUGCUGCGCAUCUACGCGCAGAAGUGGCACGUCUACGCGGGGCUGGCCAUCCUCAACCCGGAGGCGCACAAGCAGAUCAACCAGUUCGCCAAGUCGACCACGGAGCUGUACACGCUCAUGCUGGAGGGCCGCCGCGACGAGCUCCGCGCGCGCGUCUACGCCGCCAAGGAGAAGGUCUUUGGCCACGGCGACAGCCCCAAGUGGGCCGACCGGCCCCUGCUGCCGGACGGCGUCGUCGACCGCUUCAGCCUCAACCCCAACUCCAAGGGCAGCGCGCCGCCCUUGCCCAACAACCACCUCUCGCUCCUCGCCAUGGUCGACUGCUGGAGCGCGCUGGGCAUCGUGCCCUACGACCACAUGAUCUGCUCGACGCCGCUGUUCCGCCUCUGGCUGGGCGUGACCGAGCACCUGUUCCGCACCCCGGGCCUGCUGGACGAGUCGCUGCGCGUGGGCAUCGAGGACAACACCUUCCGCCGCGACGACCUGCAGUUCACCAUCGCCGCGUGCGGCUGGGCCGAGUGUGUCGCGCUGCGCUCCUUCGAGACGUGGCGGGAGCGCUUUGCCGUGACGCAGAAGUUCUUCGAGCCCCGCUUCCAGGGCGCCGUGGAGAUUGGGCAGGCCAUGAUCAGGGCUGUGCUGGAGAGCGAGAAGGAGGAGUGAAUUGGGCCCGAUUUGGGGGUGAGAGCUCGUGGGAUGGAGUGGGCUUAUGGAGGGUUUGGAUGGAAGGGUUGGUUGUGGUUACAGUACUUACUAGUACUCACUCUAUCAAGGUGUGUUGACUGUACAAGACAGGGGGAUAAACAAUGCGAUGGUAUCAACCAGGGUGGGAGGCGUGGCUAUUUUCGUGUGUUCAAGGGAUGGAUGGUUCUAUGAAUUGAUGCGGCCCAUAUUCUCUACUACCUUG